Messenger RNA from Parastagonospora nodorum SN15, 237 nucleotides. RefSeq lists its product as hypothetical. Lineage: Eukaryota; Fungi; Ascomycota; Dothideomycetes; Pleosporales; Phaeosphaeriaceae. The record is from RefSeq and is a predicted model, not a curated record. The coding region runs from base 1 to 237 and encodes 78 amino acids. The transcript is spliced from 2 exons.
AUGUCUUCUUCCCGCUUCAUUGUCACCGUCACUCCCCCUCCCACGUCACUCAAGGCCGUGACGCAGAUGCAUCCCUCGCCGAACUCGAUCUUCACAGCAGCCACAUCUGCAGCUGCGCGGUUUUUCGCUCCACUCACCUCUCUGCAUACAUGGGCCAAACACUUGAGCCUUGUUGAGCAAAGUCGCAUGCGACGUGGUGGGUUCUUGUUCGCUGCAACGGCGCUGGGCGUGGAUUAG